This is a messenger RNA of Mesorhabditis belari, 4056 nucleotides long. The record is from the annotation of a GenBank genome assembly. Lineage: Eukaryota; Metazoa; Nematoda; Chromadorea; Rhabditida; Rhabditidae.
AUGCGGAAAGGCACGCUUUCCUCGGUGUCGGGCUCAUCAGGAUACCACUCGCAUCACUCAUCGAUUUCCUCAAAAGCUUCAAGGAGCACGUAUGCCCGACAAAAUGAGCUCGAUUUGGAGAAAACGUAUCAUGCGAUGGAAAAGGGUCAUAAGGUUUGCAAGUUGAAUUUGAUGCGAAAAUGGGAUCCCGCCUAUAAGAAAUUGCAACUCUCCCGAGAAACACGACAAUUGAUUUUGACGAAACUCGAAAGCAUGGCUCUCCGGAAUAAACCGUCGGUUUUGGAUUUGCGAAGUGUUAAAGAGGUACAAACGCUCGAUUUCAAGUUGAACAACAUUAAAGUGGGCGACAAAUGGAUUCGUGACAAGGAAAUCCGAAAUUUUGAACCGACCAAAAUUCUCGUCAUCCAGCAUGGAUCUGGCUUCAAUUUAAGCUAUUGGAUAUUGUUGUUCGAAACAUCAGAAGCUUGCCGUUUAUGGAAUCAAGGAGUGCACACAUUGAUUAUGGACACUCAACAAGCAAAUCAUCCAUUAGUAAUCGAGCGUUGGCUCCGGAAACAGUUCAGCAAUUUGCUCACCUCCGGACAAGAAAAAGUUGCAAUGAAACAUAUGAAGCCUUUCGUGCAAACGUCUCUCCAAUAUAAAGUCACUUCUCGAGCUCUUCAAGAAAUCACAGAAGAACAAAUGACUUUUGAAGUCUUUUCUCGAGCAGCCAAAACCCUAAUCCAUCUGCAAACAACAUUCACAUCCGAAUUCGGCAAAUUAACUGACGAGGGAUCGACGGUUUCGUUCGCGAACUUUCUCACUUUCUUGCGAGAAUACCAAAAUGAUGAGAUGGCGAAUAAUCGAGAAAGAGCAAGUGCUUUUUUACGAGAGUACCUUCAUGAUACGGAUAUUACUGGAAAGGGAAUGCCGCUUGCACACACACCGUCGCUCAGUGUCAUGGAGUUCUGCGAUUUCUUGUACUCUCGAGAGAACUCGUUAUGGGAUUCGAUGAACGAGAAAGUGGUGCACGAUAUGAAUCGACCACUUUCACACUAUUGGAUCGCUUCGUCGCAUAAUACCUAUUUGACUGGAGAUCAAUUGCGGAGUGAGUCUUCACUUGACUCUUAUGCUCGAGCUCUUUUAAUGGGAUGUCGAUGCAUUGAGUUGGAUUGUUGGGAUGGAACAAAAAAGCCAAAUUCAGCCGAAUUCCUUGACAUCGUUAUCUAUCACGGGUACACAAUGACGAGUAAACUCUUGCUGAAAGAUGUCUUGCAAACAAUUCGACACUAUGCUUUCAUCAAUAGCGAAUACCCAGUGAUUCUCUCCAUCGAAGACAAUUGCUCUGUGCCAGCGCAAAGGCUUUUAGCGCAAGAGGUUCGUGAAAUCCUUGGCGAUCUUUUAUUGACACAACCAGUGAGUCGAGAUGAGCUUGAGCUUCCAUCACCAGCUGCACUUAAACGCAAAAUCAUUCUUAAACAUAAAAAGUUGGCCGUUGAGAGUGAAGAUGUCGUGAAAAGUGAUGAAUUUCAAGACACAGAUCUUUUGAUCUCUGAGGGAAGCAUUAAGAAAGGACUUCUUUGGCUUCAAGACAGCGUCACUCAUGAAUGGACCUCUCACAUUUUUGUCCUCUUCAGCGACAAGUUGUGCUACAAAAUCGAGCAAUGUACUGAGCUCAACGAGGCGACUUUAGCGAGGGAGGACUCGAUUUCAGUGUUGGGCGAUGAUGAGCAAGGGGAGGAUAACCUAGUUGGGCUUGGAAUGCGCCCCGAAGAGAUGCAUGUCACGGAGGAGUGGUUUCACGGGAGAGCCGAUCGACAUGCAGCUGAAGCUCGUCUCCUUGAGGCUUCCUCUAGGGGUGAUGGAGUAUUUUUGGUUCGCGAAUCGACGACUUUCCUCGGCGAUUACUCAUUAUCAUUUCUCUAUGGAAGCAAAGUUCAUCAUGUACGCAUCAAAACGCAAAUGCAACAAGGCGAAAAGAAAUACUACUUCUUGGACAAUAAAGUGAUGGACACUCUCUACGAGUUGAUCUCUUAUUACACCGAAAAUCCACUAGUGACACCGAAUUUUAAGACGAAGUUGUCUACGCCUUGCCCACAGCCACAGCCACAUCUAAGCAUGCCAUGGUAUUCGGCUACUGCUGACAAGCGAAAAGCCGAAGAAUUACUGAAUUACGUGAAAGAGGAUGGAGCGUACCUCAUCCGACACUCCUCAUCCGAUCACCAAGUCUUUGUGCUCUCAUUGCGAGUUGACGGCGAGUUCUGGCAUUAUCGUUUGAAAAGAGAUGGUCGAAUUUUUAUCGUUAAUCAAAUGGUUUUCGAGAAUUUGUGUCAAAUCGUCGAAUACUAUUCAAAUAAGGAUUUUGUUAGAGGGAUUUGCUUGAAAUUUCCGGUGAACGAGCGUGACAUUGGCCAGUAUGCUUCAAUGGAACAAGGCGAGGCCGCAUCUGGUUGUUAUAUGGAUUUGAAAGAUCUUGAUAAAGAAGUUCAAGCUCGCGCCCUUCGACCGUACAAAGCUGUUCGUGACGACGAGCUUUCCUUUCCCGUCAAUGCAAUCAUCACUGUUUUGCGGAAAGAGGAGAAUUUCUGGCGUGGAAGAUACGGUGCCACAACUGGUUGGUUUCCGCCAGCUUACGUUCAAGAGAUUCUUCCACAAAAAAAUCAGAAAGAAAACGGUGGUGAAUCACAAUAUGCAACGAUUGAAUUAGCGGGUACAAUUGUUACAAAGAUCCCACAUGGUGAAUCCGAAAGACCGUACUCGAUGCGAAUUCAACAAGCUGGUGAUCAUUGGAGUGGACAAUCGUGGUGUUUAGCGGCAAACAGCUUAGAAGAUGCAGACGAUUGGCAAAAUCAACUAUGGGAGUUGACACGAUCGGUGAACGACAAAAUCUCUCUAUUGAGAACAAAAGAGAAAACGGCGAGGAUCGCGUCAGAGCUUUCGAAUUUGGUCGUCUAUUGUCAGGCUGUUCCAUUCAAUCCAGAACGAGUUGGACACGGGAAUUUCUGGGAAAUGUGCUCUUUCGUCGAAGCAAAACUUGAAAAGUUACUUGAAAAGGGUUUAAUCACGUUCAACAUUCGUCAAAUCACACGUGUUUACCCGUUAGGCUCUCGAAUCACAUCGGCCAACUUCAAUCCGGUUCCAAUGUGGAAUGCCGCUUGUCAUAUGGUUGCCCUCAACUAUCAGACUGGUGACCGGCCGAUGCAGUUGAAUCAAGGGAAAUUCCUCGCGAACGGCCAAUGCGGAUAUGUACUCAAGCCGGCUUACAUGAUCGACCCGAAUUAUGAUCCAUUGCAAGCGGAAAAGGUGCAAACAUCGAGCCCGAUCAGCCUCUCUGUAACGGUGGUUGGCGGACGACAUCUUUCAAGAAAAGACAAAAAUAAGGGUAUUUGCUCACCGUAUGUUGAAGUAGAAGUUGUCGGACUUGACUGUGACAAUGCCACUUUUAAGACAAGGACGGCUACUUCGAACGGUUUAAAUCCGAUUUGGAAAGAAACGUUUGAUUUCAAUGUUCAUUGUCCCGAAGUGGCGCUGCUACGAUUCUUGGUUGAAGACGGGGAUUUUGUGGGCCCAAAAACGGAUCCUUUCAUCGGACAAGCGGUUUUUCCGCUCGAUUCCAUCCGAACUGGCUAUCGCUCGGUGCCUCUUCGGAAUCAGUUCAGUGAGGAUCUUGAGUUAAGCUCGCUUUUAGUCUUGGUCAAGAUCACGCCACAAGGUGAUCCGGGGAAAACGAUCAGCUCAGCUCAUGAGAUUUUACAGGCAAAUCGCUCGGUUUUCGCUGGCGCUCGAACACCGUCGCGGGCAAUUUCCAAUGCAAAAUCAACGUCAUUGUCGCAUGAGAGAAGUUUCCCAUCAAUGGACGCCCCAAACAUCCCCCAAAGUCCGUUGACUCCAGUCACCCCACCCGCUUUCGUCAACGCUCGAAAAGCGACUUUCACCACGGAAAGCAUCACGAGAAGUGAAAGCAUGGAUAGUAAUGAAAGUGACAGCCACGCCAUUCCACCGGAUCGCAAAAAUUCAGGAAACUCGAAAGAAGGGAAACCGAAAGGCCGACGGCUUCUUCGCUUUUUCAAAUCAAAA